Messenger RNA from Paramacrobiotus metropolitanus, 2603 nucleotides. Its product is annotated as protein O-glucosyltransferase 2-like. The record is from RefSeq and is a predicted model, not a curated record. Gene Ontology annotation, molecular function: glucosyltransferase activity; protein binding. Gene Ontology annotation, cellular component: endomembrane system. NCBI's taxonomy places the organism in Eukaryota, Metazoa, Tardigrada, Eutardigrada, Parachela, Macrobiotidae.
CCCCCCCCCCCUUGUCUAGAGUUCUUGUUUUUCCUUACGAUUCACUUUAUUUUUGGUAAGCUUUUUCGAACAAAUUACAAGCCCUGCCAUUUCUGGUUCAUACCAGAUUGGCAGGGACAAACCAUAUCGCGGAAUCGUUCGCCACGAGCCCAUCGUACUGGAUCACCUCACUAACUGUCUUCCAGCACAUAUCUCAUUCCUUGAUACUCUUUACUGCUCUUACUCAUGACUGUUGAUCUGAUGUCGUACUGUUUUCCUGCCUGUUUUAUGGAGCCAUGCGGGGCCUGGAGUUCGGGCCACGGGGAGAAUUUAGCAGGCCAUGGGGGCGGACUGCGGGGGAUUUCUGGGCGCUGUGCUCGAUGUGAUCUGGGGUUAGUAAUUCAACGCUCUGCGUUUCGACCAUUAACCAGUGACCUAGCUAGUGCAGUGCUUUGGCGUUCCGUGUGGGCUUCCCUCGUGUUUGGUGAGGGUGCGAACCGUGGAUCUGGACUCGGGAACCCUGGAGGACCCUGGCAUUUUCGUCAUUUCGUCGCUCAUUUCAUUCAACUGUCUGUGGUCAUCUUCGCGAACCUCCUGGCUGGUGAAUCUUCCGAGCUCUGUGGACUGGCGAAUGGGACGUGGGAGUUUGGAGCGGGAUUUUCUGCUUGUUGCGCACGAUGUGAUCUGGGGUUAUUAAUUCAACGCUUUGCGUUUCGACCGCUAACCAGUGACCUAGUUUGUGCAACAUGUGGGGAAUCUGUCUUUUAGACUGCUGCUUAUCUUGUUUGUCAUGUUUUUAGGAUUGGUAGAUUUGCUGUCUGCGAAUUUUUUGUUGAAAACCUGUAUUCCAUGUGGUUAAAGCAAUGCGCUCGUUACGCUUAUUUUCUUUAUCGCAACAGCAGCCGCGUGUGGCGGCAGCUAUUUGGUGCCGUGUGACAACGUCACAGCGCAAAAAGCGAAUGAAAAUUCAAAACACAACCAUUUUUUAAUGUUUUUAUCUUUGAAAUGAAUAAAUUUCUACUGUUUAAAUGUUAUUGGAAAAAAUUGGUUUUGUUGAUGGAUUUGAAAUAAUGCGUGAUUCUUCGUACUUCCCGAACUGUUUGUUACUCUCCAUAUGGCUGCUGCUCUCCGUACCAGUUUUAAAUUCCGCAUCCGCUUCGACAUCAUCCCCACCUGUUGAUAUCUCCCCGCACAGCAUCGCAUGGGGUCCCGGCCUCGAUCCCUCCGUAGUACUGCCAGCCCGCUACUUUUUUAUCCAAGCGGUUGAUUCGUCCGGACAGAAUUACACCGCAUCACCUGGAGCCAGUGCCUUGCAGCUGAGCAUCGACAGUCUCCGCGGUCGCUGUCCCAUCUUCCAGGAACUGCUGGAUCGCAAAGACGGCACGUAUCUUGCGCGCUAUCGGCUGUACGAGCCGUGCGAUGGCCUGCAGAUCGCGAUCACCACGGAGAAUGGGCAGCAUGUGGCGGGAUCGCCGUUUGUGUUCGAGGGGAAAGUGAUGCAUGCAGAUUGUGAUUGUCCCGUUGCUGCGGAAAAAUGGAAAGAGCUUUCACAGUGUCCUCUGACGUAUUCGCAGAUCGAUCGCGAUCUUGAGCAGUUUGCACCAUCGGGAAAAUACAACAUGUCGGAAGUCUUUGAGGCGCUGUCCUCACGAUUUCAUCCGCAGUCGGCAUGUUUCUGUUACUACAUGAUAAAAAAUCAGCGUCUGUAUAAGAAAUGUUUCGGUGAGCAUGUGGGGUUUGCCAUGUUCAUGGAUCAGCUGAUUUUGUUGCUGUUACGACGGACCAAAUUACCGGAUGUGGAAUUUGUGGUGAAUUUGGGCGAUUAUCCUUUAUCAGCCAAGUACAGGAAAGGCAACAAAAUGCCGGUGUUUUCUUGGUGUGGAGCGGAUGAUCAUUACGAUAUUGUUAUGCCGACGUACGAUGUUACCGAAUCCAGUCUUCACGCUAUGGACCGUGUUUCGUUGGAUAUGUUAUCGGUGCAAGCGACACAAACUCCAGUAUGGCAAGAGAAAAUUCCCAAAGCGUUUUGGCGCGGCCGAGACGCCCGAGAGGAGCGCUUGAAACUGGUGCAACUUGGCCGCAACAACUCCGAUUUGAUCGAUGCCGGGCUGACACAUUUCUUCUUCUUUCGGGAUCAGGAAUCCCUCUACGGACCAACCGUGCCGAGUGUGAAUUUCUUCCAGUUUUUCCAGUACAAAUACCAAUUAAACCUGGACGGAACCGUUGCCGCUUAUCGAUUCCCGUAUUUGCUGGCCGGUGAUAGUCUGGUGUUCAAGCAAGAAUCUGCCUAUUACGAGCACUUUUAUCAUGAUCUCCAGCCCUGGACGCACUACAUCCCGGUUCGAAGAGAUCUGGAUGAUUUGGUGGAGCAGUUGCAGUGGGCGCGCAGCCAUGACGAGGAAGCGCAGCGAAUUGCUAAACGCGGAUCUGAUUAUGCUAGAGAGAAUCUCUUACCUGUUAAUGUGUUUUGUUACUAUGUUUUACUGUUUGAAAAAUGGUCGUCCAUGACUGUGAUGAAUUCUUACUCAGCUGAUGAUGGCUUUGCAGCGGUUCCGCAGGUGCCGGAAAAGAGCGGUAAAUGUGACUGCGGAAAUAAUAUUGGUUUCAAAGAGGAGUUAUAACAA